Plasmodium reichenowi is the source of this 175-nucleotide messenger RNA. Its product is annotated as U6 snRNA-associated Sm-like protein LSm7, putative. The annotation marks the transcript as partial. The transcript is spliced from 3 exons. Lineage: Eukaryota; Apicomplexa; Aconoidasida; Haemosporida; Plasmodiidae. The record is from RefSeq and is a predicted model, not a curated record.
CCUGGUUUUAGAUAAAACAGAAGAAUAUAUAAGAGACCCGAAUGAUAGUUUUGUUGUAACGGAUAAAACGAGGAGUAUUGGUUUAAUUGUUGCCAGGGGAACUUCGGUUGCUUUAAUUACACCCGUAGAAGGAACACAAGAAAUAUCCAAUCCAUUUAUAACACAAGAAAAAUAA